Molecule: messenger RNA, 552 nt
Organism: Octodon degus (degu)
Lineage: Eukaryota; Metazoa; Chordata; Mammalia; Rodentia; Octodontidae
Product: proline-rich protein 12-like
Exons: 4
Coding region: 1-552 (183 amino acids)
Source: RefSeq, a predicted model, not a curated record
AUGGGUUUUCAGAUUGGAAGUCAGCUGGCAGAGAGUCUGGCUGAGAUUUGCACAGGGAGCACAGAGCCCGCCUUCCUGGACCCCUCUAGGGCCGACGUCUCCACCCCACAGGGGCUGAUGGUGGGAAGCUCCACCUCUUCCAUCCUUGACUCAGCACUGGAGUUGCACUCUCAGGGGGAUCCCCAGGCUGAGCUUCCCCUGGACCAGCUGGAGCCUCCUGAGCCCCCUGAGGAAGAGCCCUGGGCUGCAGGGCCAGCUCCAGUCCACGCUGAUGUCGAAGCUACUGAGCUGGUGCCAGCUCCCCCUCCAACUCCCUCACCAGCUCUGACCUCACAGCAAGACCCCGCAUCUAGAUCCCCUCCUCCACCAGCUGCAGAGCUGGAAUCCUGGGGGCUCCACAGCAGGAGGCACCCCUCAGAGCGCUACCUGCAGGCAGCUCUGGACCCUCGCCUGCCAUGUCCUUCUGUUCAAGAGUUGAUCAUUAUUUUACUUACCGCUGUUCUCAUUGCCCAGAGAUAUGAGAGUUAUAGGAUUAAUAUAAAUAAAAUGUAA